Molecule: messenger RNA, 2367 nt
Organism: Macrosiphum euphorbiae (potato aphid)
Lineage: Eukaryota; Metazoa; Arthropoda; Insecta; Hemiptera; Aphididae
Source: the annotation of a GenBank genome assembly
AUGGUUCGUAAAUGUUGUGUUUGCUCACAAGCUAAUCAAAAAGGUAUUAGCAUGUUUAGAGUUCCUCUAUCUGAUCCUGCUCGUACGAAAUGGUUUGAAAUAAUUGGUGUUAAGGAAUCUAUACCAAAUAAGUUGUAUUUUGUGUGUGAAAAUCACUUUGAAGAAAAUGAUAUUCAAAAUCCAAAUUCAUACACAAAAAAACUAAAAUUAAGUGCAUUUUCAAUGCGUUUGUUGGAAAAUGAACUAAGUGCUGUAAUAACUCCAGACAUUGAUAGUGAAGAUCUAAAGUUGAACUCAAACCAGUUAUCUCUUAGUAGAAGUUUUAUUACAUCACCUGGCAUUAAUAAUGAUGAAUCAGUUAAUGAGUUAGUACAACAGGAUUAUUAUGACUGCAAUGAAAAUAGUAUUAUGUUAACACCAAAAAGAAUUAAUGAACAGCAAUUAAAUAUUUUACAGUCACCGGACUUCAAUAGUAGUGUAUGUUCUAUUUGUGAUACAAGAAAAUAUUUGCUAAGUUUAAAAAGAUAUUAUGAAAAUAAAAUUGCUGAAAUUUUGGUAAAAGAAGCUGAAUUACCGAUUGAUUGCUCUUGUGACAACAAUGAAACAACUAACCAUCUACAAACUAUUGUCCAACCAUUAUGUGAGUUGACUCCUAGAAGUAAGACAAGACGAGACAUUUUGUUAGACCAUUCAUAUGAGUGUUCACCUAGUAAAAUUAGGAAAAAGUUUAAAUCCACAACUGAAAAACAACAUAUGACAAAAUUGAUGACUGAAAAUGCUAUACAAAAAUCAAAACGAAAUAUAACACAAGUUAAAAAAGUAAAAGUUUUGUUGAGAAAUUUAAAGAUGAAAUGUGGUUUACAAGAAAAGGUAUCUUCAUUCAUAGAAAAUAAUUUCUCAUCAUCAAUGAACGAAAUUGUGAAUAAACUCGUACAAAAAAAGAAAAAUUAUACUAAAGAGUUAAGAGCAUUCGCAUUAACACUAAACUUUUAUUCACCAAAGGCUUAUAACUUUAUACGUAGCGAAUUUGGACAAAGUUUACCACAUCCCACUACUUUAAGAUCUUGGUACCAUGAAAUAAAAGUGAAAGAAGGAUUAACUGAUGAAUCAUUUAAGUCAUUAAGUAUUAAAAGUCAAGAGUAUCGAGCUAACGAAUGGGACGGACAAAUUUGUCAUGGAUUUAGUAGUAUUGGUAAAGAUUACCAGACAUCUGAUCCUACAUUGAAAGCAGCAACUCAGGUACUUGUGUUGUUAGUAGUUGCAUUAGAUUCUCACUGGAAGGUACCCAUUGGAUACUUUUUUCAUAAGGGUAUGACUGCUCAAGACACUGCUAACAUUGUUAAGGAUGCAUUAAUAAAGCUGUUUGAAAUCGGAGUACAAAUUCCUUCUCUUACAUUUGAUGGACCAACAAUACAUAUUAAUAUGGCCUCAAUACUUGGAGCAAAAUUAUCAUAUAAGGACUUGAAAAUUGAUUUUCCUCAUCCAUCAGAUGACACAAAAUCAAUAAAAUCACACCACCAAAUUAAAACAUCAGUUGGAAAUGUAGUAGCCAUGGAUAAUACUGAAAUAUUAUUUGCUACUCGAACUAAGACAACACGGUAUUCAGAUACACUUGCUGACCCAGGUGAUACCUUAAACAUAACAUAUCAAAGAAAGUUUGAUACAGAUUUUGAAGACAUUGAUAGUUUAGUUAUUGAAGAAGAUAUCUGUAAUACCUUACCAGACUUGGAAGAUAUAGAAGCAAAUGAACUUAUAUCUAUUGAAAUGCCACCAAAUUACUUUGUUUUAAGUGAUUACAUGGAUAAUGCUAUUGGGUUAAUAGCCGGAUAUGUAGUUCGAAUGGUUAUAAAACGGAUCAAAUGUACAGAUUGUAAUGCAGCUUUGUAUGGUGGCAAUCUGCAUGACAAUAGAAUCAAGUUAAUUCUACAAAAGACUCGAGGUGGACUUAUCAUUCCUGCACCAGAUGUCAUUACAGUUUGUCGUAGGACAGAACUGCUUUAUAAAAGAGCCAUACAUGAUAUCGCUGAAAUGAACGAAUUUGAUUUUGCUCAAAACUUGGCUGCAUCUGUGUUUGGACAACUUAAAACCAAUCAAACUGAAUUGGAUACAGAAUUAAUUACUACAGAAGAAGUUCCGUGUGCGUUUACUAUUGAAAACGGUGCAAUCGAAAGUACUGUAGAUUUACCAGAACUUCGAGAUAUUGGACGGUAUGUAGAUGUUAGAAUAACUGAUGAUAAAUUUAACUGCAGUGGAGAUCGUCUAACAGGUUUAGCUUUAUUGUCAGUCCACCGAGGUAUCCAAAUAGAUAUUGAAGAAAUAAUCAAUACAUUUUCCAGAAUGCCACGUAAAGUUGACUUUGUUUUAUGA